CCAUUAUUGGUUAAUAAUUGUGUGGGACGUACCUAUAUUGUGCAUUUCUUAUCAAAAUUGUUGUUCAGAGGAAAUAUAGCUCGAUAAAUGAAAAUCUGGACACUUGUAUUGGCCGCCUGUGCGGCGGCGUCUGCAGUGCCGUCGCUUCCCACAAAUUCAAGAUUUUGCAUCGACGAGUGUAAAUGCAAACUCAGCAAGCUCAUCACUAGUCGCCUGCAGAUCAUCGAUUGCGAUAGACCUCUCACCAUCAAUGCCAGUACAUUCCACUACAUCAGCAAAGCCAUGGUCAAUGUGAUCAGUUUCGAAAAUGUUAACAUCUACCAGAUCCAAGAAUCAGCCUUCAGUGGUUUCAAAAACCUCGAUGACAUCCUGUUCAUCAAUUCGAGAAUUGGAGCCAUUGAUGCCAAGGUAUUCAACAAUACGAAAAGGGUCAAAUUCCAUGGAUGUCGGUUUGAAGACAGUCCAGAUCUUUCCUCUGAAGUACUCGAAGAACUCCACUUUGGUGAAUGUGGCUUGGAACAAAUUCCUAGGCUGAACAACUUGUUGAAGCUCACAUUCCUCAACCUGACUGGCAAUCUGAUCAAAAACGUAGAAGUUGAAACGUUUGCCGAGCUGUUCGAACUAGAAGAACUAUACUUGUCUAAUAACGAAAUCUUCAGGCUUCCAGCUACUAUCUUUAUAAACAAUCAAGAACUCAACAGUUUGUAUCUUGAUAACAAUCCUAUCAAACAUUUCCGUUUGAAUACUUCUGAAAACCUCGAAACUUUGUCGCUUAAAAAUUGCCAACUGGAGACUUUUGACGAAGAGUCUGCAAGGAAACUGUCAACUCUGAAUGAACUCAUCCUCAGCCAUAACCACAUCAAAACCAUUUCGCACAAAUCUCUAGAUCAUAUGAAGGAACUCUCUGUGAUCAACCUUUCCUACAAUAAGUUGACCGUACUUGACGAUGAUGUCUUCUCAGGGAAUCAAAAUCUCAUCAAAAUUGUUCUAGAUGGAAACAAUUUCGAAACUUUGCCACGCUUCUUCCUAAGAAAUGGUAAAGGCUUCACUACAUACACGUUCUCCUGUAACCAUUGUGGUUUGAAAACUCUUGACGGUUCUGUGUUCCAAAACAUGGCAGGCAUGAUCAACUUGGAACUGUCCCAUAAUAAAUUCAAGAACGUUGAUAAUAUUUUCGAUCCUAUCGCGAGCUUGAAGAUUUUGGACAUUUCCUACAAUAAAAUAGCCUAUCUUGGCCCAGCUACUUUCAAAAAUAAUCGUAAUAUCGAGACUUUGAACAUCGCUGGCAAUCCACUGAUGGUUCUUAAUCCUGAGGUAUUCGCCGAUAACGGAGUUCUUAGAGAGAUCGAUGCACGAAAUGCUUCCCUAACGAAACUCUGGGCAAACGCCAACAAUGUUGUUAAAUCAUUGCGCAAGAUCUUGCUUGGAGGCAAUGAACUCGCAACAAUCAGUGAAGAAGAAGCUGAAAUCAUGCCUAAUCUCGAAGCAAUCGAUUUGAACAACAAUCCUCUGAUUUUCGAUGAAAAGCUGUGUAGCCUUAUCCACGAAGCGGAAUUGAGAGGUGUAUCCCCAAUUGAAUACACCAAGAACCUGUACACUGGGAUGGAGAGAACCUUUGGUGAAGACAUCGAUGGAUUCAGUACCAUGGAAUGGAAAGAAUUCCACAAAAACGCAUGCCCACAAAUCACUUCUGUUAAGUACAUUCCAAUACAGCCAGAACUGCUCGAUGAUAUCACAACGGACAAAACCAAUGAGUUGGCCGAUGAGGAAUACGAUGACGAUGACGAAGAUGACGACGACGAUUAUGACUUGUAUGAGGAAGAAACCGUUGCAGAAGAUCAACCAUUGGCUAAAGAUAUGCAUGAGGAGACUUUGGCGAGAGCUUCGUACAUUCUCUCUAUUACCUCGGUGUUCGUUCUCAGUGCCUUGGUUGUUCUUACUGUAGCGGUCGCAGCUACUCUUUGCAUACUCAGAAGGAACAACCGCUUCGAUAUGCACAAGGCUAAUCUUCCCAGGCUGAAGAUUCCUUUGUGGACUACUGGGCAUGGAGAGAAGAAGCACAGUGGAUCUGUGUAUAGACCCUUGUCCGAAGAUCUUUCUGGGCCUAAAACUCCAACUUUCAGUCGCUACGAGUUUCCUGCGACUCCAACCGUCCAUUCCACUUGAACCACGAGGGUAUCUGAAUAUAACUUUAACUCAAUAGUAAUAAGUAUUCCAUAACUGUGGUCUAAUUUUAUGUGGGGCUAUGAAAUUUUAUCAUGCGUAUAGGUACACAUAUUGUAAAUAUCUUUUGACCAACGUGAAUUAAAAUACUUACCCAU
Molecule: messenger RNA, 2321 nt
Organism: Phaedon cochleariae (mustard beetle)
Lineage: Eukaryota; Metazoa; Arthropoda; Insecta; Coleoptera; Chrysomelidae
Source: the annotation of a GenBank genome assembly